This is a messenger RNA of Oryzias melastigma (Indian medaka), 5213 nucleotides long. RefSeq names its product insulin-like growth factor 2 mRNA binding protein 3 (gene igf2bp3). Gene Ontology annotation, biological process: regulation of gene expression; nervous system development. The transcript has 15 exons. NCBI's taxonomy places the organism in Eukaryota, Metazoa, Chordata, Actinopteri, Beloniformes, Adrianichthyidae. The record is from RefSeq and is a predicted model, not a curated record. Gene Ontology annotation, cellular component: nucleus; cytoplasm; cytosol. Gene Ontology annotation, molecular function: mRNA 3'-UTR binding. The coding region runs from base 882 to 2639 and encodes 585 amino acids.
AUACCUGCAAUUAAAUGCAUCCGACGUGCAAUUCAGCAUCAUUUAUGAAUGGCCACACCCCCUUUUCCCUUGUCAUCAGAUUAGAGCACGGCACGCCCGCGCGCGCACGAGCAAUUUCCAGUGCCUGUUAUGGAGGGGGUGCGCGUGAACGCGCAGUCGAUUUAAUGUUCCGUCCCGCGGACCAAUGAGAAUCGAAGCUGUAGCAGAGAAAGGCAACGAAUGUGACUCCAGUUACUUUCUCACGGAAUCCCUUUACGCACAAGGUUUUUCCCAAUCCCCUCCUUUUUUUCUUCUUCUUCUUCUUCACUCCCCGUUGCUGUCCCCACCCCAGAUUCCCGUGCACCCCCCACACCCCCAAUACUUAAUUGAGCAAUUGGGAUUCCUCACGUGUGGGCUGAUUUGUAGUUUGAACACGUGGCUCAUUCAAAAAAAAAAAGCCGGAAUAGCAGAGGAUUUUUUUCUUCUCCUCCCUUCUUCGUCUUAUUCUGGGCUGUAGACUUAGAGGCGGGCGCCAGCCUUACCGUGUGUGACAUUCUCUGUCUCUUUGCCAAAAAGGGGGUUUUGGAGGAAGACACAAAGUAGUUUCCCCUCCUUUUUUUUCCUCCCGGCCCGCCGUCGUUUUUUUUUUUUUUUUUUGGAGAUUAAUAAUUGAGCGUUCAUUUAUUGCGCGAUAGAGACCGGCGGCGCGCAAACGCACUCCGCCAGUUGAAAUCUGUGGCUCGAGCGACCGGGAAGCACGCCACAGCCGCUCCGUAGUAGUAACGGCGACUCCACGCACAGCACCACGCUUGCACCUCCACUCCGCGGGAGCAGAUAACUGACUCUCCCUCCACGUAAAGAAGGAAAAAAACCCAAGAUUGUUCAUUCUCUCGGCGUGGAACAUGAAUAAGCUUUACAUUGGCAACGUGAGCGCAGAGGCGAGCGAGGAGGACUUGGAAAGUGUCUUUGAGCAGUGGAAGAUUCCGCACAGUGGUCCGUUCCUGGUCAAAAGUGGCUAUGCGUUUGUGGAUUGCCCCGACGAGAAGGCGGCGAUGAGGGCCAUCGAUGUUCUUUCAGGUAAAGUUGAACUCCACGGGAAACUUCUGGAAGUGGAGCAUUCUGUUCCUAAGCGUCAAAGGAGCUGCAAGCUGCAGAUCAGGAACAUCCCGCCUCACAUGCAGUGGGAGGUUUUGGACGGCAUGUUGGCUCAGUAUGGUGCCGUCGAGAGCUGUGAACAAGUAAACACUGACACAGAGACUGCCGUAGUAAAUGUUCGAUAUGGAGCUAAAGACCACGCCAGAAUGGCGAUGGAGAAGCUGAAUGGAUACAUGAUGGACAACUAUCCCCUGAAGGUGUCUUAUAUACCGGACGAGACGGCGGCUCCAGAAGGUCCUGGAGUUGGAGGCAGGAGAGGCUUUAACGCUCGCGGCCCCCCGCGUUCCGGCUCCCCCGGUUUGGGCGCGCGGCCCAAGGUGCAGUCGGACAUCCCGCUGCGCGUGCUGGUCCCCACGCAGUUCGUCGGGGCGAUCAUUGGAAAGGAGGGCGCCACUAUUCGCAACAUAACCAAACAAACUCAUUCAAAAAUUGAUAUUCAUAGGAAGGAAAAUGCAGGUGCAGCAGAGAAACCCAUCACCAUCCACUCGACUCCUGAAGGCUGCUCCAAAGCGUGUACGACCAUUAUGGAGAUCAUGCAGAAGGAAGCCCUCGACACCAAGUUCACUGAGGAGAUCCCACUGAAGAUUCUUGCACAUAACAACUUCGUAGGGCGAUUGAUAGGGAAAGAGGGGCGUAACCUAAAGAAGAUCGAGCAGGACACGGGGACCAAGAUCACCAUCUCACCACUUCAGGACCUCACGCUGUACAACCCAGAGCGAACCAUCACAGUGAAAGGCUGCAUUGAAGCAUGCUCUCGGGCUGAGGAGGAGGUGAUGAAGAAGGUCAGGGAGGCGUAUGAAAGUGACAUGGCUGCUAUGAAUCUCCAGUCUAACCUGAUCCCUGGCUUAAAUCUGAACGCGUUGGGAUUGUUUCCCAGUGGAACUCCAGGUAUGGGCCCUUCCAUGUCCAACUUCCCGCCUUCAGGAGCUCAUGGCGGAUGCUCGUCAUUUGGACAGGGACAGCCGGAGUCGGAGACGGUUCACCUGUUCAUUCCUGCGCUUGCUGUGGGAGCCAUCAUCGGUAAACAGGGUCAACACAUUAAACAGCUGUCUCACUUUGCAGGAGCCUCAAUCAAGAUCGCUCCUGCAGAGGGCAUGGAUGCCAAGCAGAGGAUGGUCAUCAUCGUUGGGCCACCAGAAGCUCAGUUUAAGGCACAGUGUCGCAUUUUUGGUAAACUGAAAGAAGAGAAUUUCUUUGGACCCAAAGAGGAGGUAAAGCUGGAGGCCCACAUCAAGGUUCCUUCUUUUGCUGCUGGGAGAGUCAUAGGAAAAGGUGGAAAGACGGUCAACGAGCUACAGAACUUGACGUGUGCAGAAGUGGUGGUGCCCCGGGACCAGACGCCCGACGAGAACGACCAGGUCAUAGUCAAGAUCAGCGGGCACUUCUUUGCAUGCCAGCUGGCUCAGAGGAAGAUUCAGGAAAUCCUGGCUCAGGUGAGGAGGCAGCAGCAGCAGCAGUUAAAACCCCAGCCUGGAGGCCAGCCUCCCAUGCCUCGCAGGAAAUGAAGAUCUGCUGGAUUCCGAGGAAUGGCGACUGGCUCCGUCAGAAGACGGACGGAUGCAGAAGAGUCUGAUGGGAGGAAGAUGACGAACGUCGGUCCUAACGCUUAUCUCAGGGGUCAGAGGCUAUUGGAUCCGAAUCGGACUUGCACCCCUCGCUGACUUGAACUGUUAAGUGUGGCAACUAAGACCUUUUUUUUUUUUUUUUUUUGGCCUUCGGAAGCUCCGCCCACUUAACCUCAGCAUCUCCUGUGAGAAUGUACUUCUGAGGGCUCCCCACUCGUCACCUGCCCUCACACGUACAAUUCUUCGACCGCCCUCCUCCCCCCUCACGGGUGCGUUCGUUUUUAUUUUGUUCUUUUUACACAAAAAAAAGUGCCCUCCCCCGCUCCCCUCUUACUCUCACCUCCUCGGUGUGGUACUUUAAACAAGACGAGAUGUUUCGGUUGACUUCAGAUGUGGUUGUCCUGGCGUUUAUCGGUGGUUAAGGCUUUCUCAUGAGUUUCCUGUGGAAGGGAAAAGGCAUUGCUUGGUCCUAGUCGACCAUCAGAGGUUUAUUUGUGGGUGGGGGAGGGUCGGCCAUGUUUAGGCGGAAGUACCCUGAAAGGGUGGGUUGUAAGAGGCGUUCUGCCUGUAAGAUAGUGGCAUUUUAAAGAAAAAAAAAGUUGGAUGCAUUUUAUAGAUAGACCUAUAUAAAUUGAAUAUAUGAAAAUAUAUAUAUAAAUCUAUUGAGAGGGCAGCACUACAGCUGACACUUAAAAGAGGGUCGCCCAAAUGUGAGGCGCCCAGAAAAAUCAAUUUAUUAUGCAUUUUACCGAACUACCUCAGGAUCUAGUACCUCAGAAGAGAAAACGAUUAUAUAUAUAUAUGAAAAAAAAGUUUUCUUUUUUUUUUUUGUUUUGUGGUAUUUUGUAUACUUUAUAAAGCUGAUGGUCUUUGAACAUUUUUUAUUUUUUUAAGAAAAUUUAAAACGGGGUCAGCUGCCAUCUGACCUUGCCUUCAACUCUGGUGCUUCAGGCGGCAUUGUACAUGUGUGUGUGACUCGAGGUGACUCUGUACAUAAAGUCUAUUUGUACAUUAGCGGCCCCCAGAGCAAGAGUUGGCGCCUCCUCAGCUGGCGGCUGACGACAAUAUAGAGGAAAAUCGCCUCCGUUUUUUUUCCCUUCUUCUUGAAGGAGAAACGAUAAUAAAAAAAAACAACAACCUAAGAUGUGCAAAUAAUGUCAACCGGACUUAUUUGCAGCAAUGCCAUUUAGUUUGGGAUUAUGCUACUUUAACAAUGUCUUUUCCGCCUUCCUGCGAGGCCUGCGGUCUUGUGUUGCAGCACAGAUUGCGAUGAGUCCUCACUGUAGCUGUGAGCAGAGCUUUUUUUUUUUUUUUUCCUUCGUUAUGCCCCACCUUCGUCUGUCUCCAGGUCACUCGCCACCCUCAUCACAUUAUUUUCAUGAAGUCGGCUUUCUUGUAGCAGGGUGGCCUCCUGUAGUCUGUCCAUAAAGUCCACAUGGUGUCAUCCACUGCAUGGUGUGGAAGGGGGAAGUCACAGUGAUGCAUAGUUAUAAUUGUUUUUUUUUUUGUGCAUACUGUCGCUCAAACAGGGAUAACAGACCAUAAAAGGCACAAAAUGAAGACUUUAGGGGGAGUGAGAAGAAAAUCAAACUAAAUAUAUAUUUUUUUGUUUUUAUGCCGAAUGUAAAUACGUUGAUUGUGGUAAAAGUGCUCGAGUCUAUCCAUGCUUCCACAGUAGAACGACGUCUACCUCAGCUUAGGGGGUGGAGGGGGUUGUCGCGCCGCCCCACCCCCUCUGAGCGCCAGCGCGCACCAAUACCUCAGCCCCUCCCCCACCACCCAACACUUUUUCCCACCUGGGCGCGCCUUGUUAACACCGCGCUUAACUGAGGGGGCACAAGUGAUACUUAACAUAAUCCCGCCCCUAUUACCCCUUCCUCCAGUUUGUUUUUGAUCUACCUCUUUAGACAUUUUGAAUUUGAGAGAGGCAUUCUUCUAUUGGUUAGCCCCCUCCCCCCACAAUAUGUUUGAUAAACUAAAAAAAAAAUCAUGAAUUGUUUAGUAUUGAGAGAAAAGUGAUCAAAAUAUCUUUCUUUUGCCAGUGUUUGUGUGGAAAAAAUAUAUACUCCUUUUUUUUUGGCUUCCUCAGCAAUGGUUCCUUCUUUCUGCUUUUUCGUGUGACUUCAGUCUAGAACUUUCGCUUCACAUUUUUGUGGUAAAAGGUCAUGAUUUUUUUUUUCUUUUUACCCCCGAUAGCAAACAUAAAAAAAUACAUUUGAUUUAAAUGGCCUGCCUUUUUGUGUUUCUUCUUCAGGAUGAACGUCUUGUUUUUCUCAGAUGCUAUUUUUUUGUUUCGUCUGUUAGCAUUUCUUGGCUGUGUAAAGUGGAACAUCCUUGGUUUUUGGGUCAGAUUUGAGGGACUGGAUCUCCUUUUUUGUUUUUUUUUUUUGUUUUUAAAGGAAAAGUGAUCAAACUUCAGCAUGAUAGUUCCCCCUCCAACCAUGCUUGUGCCCCCAUCCCCAUCACACACAGCUCCACUUGUCAAAUGCCUCUGAAUAAAAAGAGAAACAAAAA